Rhineura floridana is the source of this 649-nucleotide messenger RNA. RefSeq names its product mothers against decapentaplegic homolog 3-like. Gene Ontology annotation, molecular function: I-SMAD binding; DNA-binding transcription factor activity, RNA polymerase II-specific; RNA polymerase II cis-regulatory region sequence-specific DNA binding. The transcript is spliced from 2 exons. NCBI's taxonomy places the organism in Eukaryota, Metazoa, Chordata, Lepidosauria, Squamata, Rhineuridae. The coding region runs from base 60 to 377 and encodes 105 amino acids. The record is from RefSeq and is a predicted model, not a curated record. Gene Ontology annotation, biological process: BMP signaling pathway; cell differentiation; regulation of transcription by RNA polymerase II. Gene Ontology annotation, cellular component: heteromeric SMAD protein complex.
GAGCUCUGAGAAAUGACUAAGAGGCUCGUUGGAGCGGGACGGGCCUGCCUGGGGCUGCCAUGAAGUUCUCGGAGACGCGAGGGAAGUUGGCCGUGCUUGCUGCCGCCGCUGGCGGUCCUUUCCUGGGCUCGCUUCUGGGCUUCUUCUCCUCCCCACCGCCGCCAUGUCGUCCAUCCUUCAUGCCACCCAUCGUCAAGUGGCUGCUGGGCUGGAAGAAAGGCGAGCAGAACGGGCAGGAGGAGAAGUGGUGCGAGAAGGCGGUCAAGAGCCUGGUGAAGAAGCUCAAGAAGACCAGGCAGCUGGACGAGCUGGAGAAGGCCAUCACCACCCAGAGCGCCAACACCAAGUGCAUCACCAUCCCGAUUUCCAUCCGAUGACUGAGUUUGGCUUAGAAACGGAAGUCUCAAAAAUGGGGUCCAAUCCCAACAGUCUGCAGGGACUGGAACAGAGUAAACUGUGUCUGAGAGAGACUCUAAGCAUGGAAUAUUGUGUGCUGGCAAAGGCAGAGAGUUAUCCAUUUUAAAUUCACUUGUUCAAAAAUUUUCUUGGACAUUUCUUUUUCUUAAUAAUGUUAUUUAGUUUCAUUUUUGUAAAUAAUAUUGCUUUUAUCAAUAUAUUUUUAUAUUUGUGUUUAUUUUUCUUUGUCAGC